Paramecium sonneborni is the source of this 1054-nucleotide messenger RNA. Lineage: Eukaryota; Ciliophora; Oligohymenophorea; Peniculida; Parameciidae. The record is from the annotation of a GenBank genome assembly.
UGGAUAUCACAGCAGUUCAUGGAUCAAUAUUUGAUGUUAUUGUUAAUAAAGAGUUUAGAAAAAUAUGAUGUUGAGUUUUAUACAUAAUUUGACUUUGUAUUGUGUGCAUUAGAUAAUGCUUAGGCUCGAGAGCAUUUAGGAAGAAUGUGUUUAAAUAAUAAGAAAAUUAUGGUGGAUGCAGGGACAGGUGGAUUUAGUGGACAAGUGAUAAAGAGAUGUAAAAAUUUGAUUAUUAUUAGAUAAAUAGUUUUAUAUUAAUGCAAUAAUUGUUAGCCUUCAAAAGGAGCACCAUAAUUUGCAGUUUGCACUAUAAGAGCAAGUCCAUCUUAACCAAUUCAUUGUGUAACUUAUGCUAUGGCUUUAUAUAAUUUAUUAUUUGGACCAUUGGAUGAAUCAAAUGUAUUGGCAGGUUUAUUGGAUAUAGCUUAAAUUUAAUCAUGUGAUAAAAAGGAUGUCGAAUUAAUAAAAUCUUUAGGUAUACGAACAUUCAAUAAAUUAUUUUAUGAUGAAAUAAAAUAGGGUUUAAAAGAGUAUUCAAAAGAGGAAGAACCAAAUGCAAUUAAUCAACAUAAAUAUCCAAUAUCAUUUGAGGAUGGAAUGAAAAAUCACGAAGUUUAUACAACAAUUGAUUAAUCAAAAAUGGACUAAGAAGAUGAUAAAGGUAGAUUUUGAAUAAAUAAUUUUAGUAUAACCAUUUAGCUAUUAUGUAAUUAAGUUAGAAGUUUGGGAGGAAAGAUUAUUCCUGCAAUAGCAAGUACAAAUGCUAUAGCUGCUGCUAUUUAAAUUUCUGAAUGUUAGAAAGUUUUAGAGAAGAGAUGGAACAAAUUAAGAAUGGAAUGGAUUCAACCAACUUAUGAAAAGCUAGCUCCAACACUCCUAGCAGAACCAUAUAAUACUUGUAAUCAUUGUAGUCAUAGAAAUGUUUAUUUAUAAAUAUAUUGUAAUUUUGAUACCACUAAAUUUGCAACAGUAGUAUAAUAGGCAAAAAGCUUUGGUUUGAAUGACUAUGAUAUUUAUGGAAAUUCUGGAACAGUUUAUGGUUUAAAUAAUAAAU